Messenger RNA from Cantharellus anzutake, 1273 nucleotides. RefSeq lists its product as uncharacterized. The coding region runs from base 321 to 1007 and encodes 228 amino acids. The transcript has a single exon. Lineage: Eukaryota; Fungi; Basidiomycota; Agaricomycetes; Cantharellales; Hydnaceae. The record is from RefSeq and is a predicted model, not a curated record.
AGCAGGUCCCUAAAUGUCAAUCUCUCAUCGAACCAGCAAGGCCAAGUGUACAGGCGCUCGCAAACACAUUCGUCUCUCCAGGCCGCGCGACUUGCUCUCCAAAUCAAGGAAUUACAACUCCAGCAAGCAGCGGUUUUGGGGCCGAGGUCUAAUGGUGAUGGUACACUCACUGUCCCCUUUUCGGCUCCUCGCACACCCACCUCUCCCACCCAACCCCCUCGUUUCCCCCUUCCGCCUAUUCCUCCCAUGACGCCGCUGACGGCGAAUCAGAUAACGAAUGCCGAGCCACUACACGCUGACUAUCAGCCUCUCCAACUCCGAUGACAAACCCACACCCAAACCCGACUUCAAAAGGGACAUCCGAGGAUAGUGGUGUGCAGUCAGACAAUGUCCGAGGCGCUCCCCCUUCCCCUUUGGGGUCGAGUCCCUUUUGUCGCCUGCCAAAACAAACCUAUCGUUCACGUAUUGACAUUUCUCAAGAACCCGAACUACCCGCGUCAUACAAACAACGCAUGAUGAACAUCCAAAGAGACAGCGCAACAACAACAACUGCCACUUCAAAGGACGGGGAACGACAGCCUGUUCGUUAUUCUGCCAACACUCUAUCUUCAAGUCGUGACCGCGACACCAAUGCCGAUAGCAAUGAGCAGCACGAUGCCUCUGACUCGAAGAAGGAACGUUCGCCAUACGACUAUCCCCCGAUGACGCCUGCUACCAUCCCCGAUUCACAUCGUAGAGAUUACGACGAAGAUGUACCUGAAAUGCCACCUCUCCCUGCAUCCGUAGUUGGGUCAUCCUAUCUCCGACGUGUUCCUUCCCUCCCUCUCCUCAACCGCACAGGUACUCACUCGCGUCGACUCGAACACGCCCAAACCGCCCGCGUUCCGACCAGUGAGUUCGCCUCUGAAUCCGAAUUACCUCCAAGUUAUCUCCAGCGGUUCAAUGAACUUAACAAGCAUGAUUCUCGGCACCCUACUCGCCUCCUCCAAGCCGAUCCCACCACAUAAAUGGCCGCAUUCCGGACUCCGACGACCAUGCAUUUAGUGACAGUGAAAUUCCUCGGCAUCGUGCAGCGGUAGUGGGUUUUCCAGGCUCCUUCGACACGGUCAUUGACAUCACACGCGAUGAUACGCUGCAUUCCCACAUUCACAGGGCAGAUCUGUCAGCAUGGUCUGAGUGGCCAAACCCCAAUGCGAAUGCUUUGGAGACCGGUGAGAUUUCGAAUCUGCCAAGUUGGAAAGACGUGCAAGAAGGGUCACCGACUAGUUACCCU